Molecule: messenger RNA, 1602 nt
Organism: Glarea lozoyensis ATCC 20868
Lineage: Eukaryota; Fungi; Ascomycota; Leotiomycetes; Helotiales; Helotiaceae
Product: Ankyrin repeat-containing protein
Exons: 1
Coding region: 1-1602 (533 amino acids)
Molecular function (GO): protein binding
Source: RefSeq, a predicted model, not a curated record
AUGGCUCAACCUAUCGAUGAAUUCGUCCAAGCAAAGGUUGAGUGGUGGAAUCACUCUUUCAUGUACGUCCGCUGUCCCAGCUGCGAAGGAAUACAUCGGCAUAACUUUUUUGGCGACACCACGGCUAGGUACCAGCGCGUUGCUCAUUGCGGCAGUUCCUGUGACUAUUCAAUCCACUUUCCAAUUGGGGAAGAUGAUAUUGGGUAUGAGAUUGAUAAGGAGAGGGCUCUGUUUGUAGCUGGUGGCGCAGACCCGACUGAAUACUUCCAGGUGGACAGAAGCAAAAUGCUGGCCGCCUUUGCAAAUAGCCUUAGGAGCCGGCGCAAGUGGACAGAGGCAACCGAAACAAUUUUCGAGGACGAAGAGGAAUUGGGGGUUACCGGAGGCUAUAGUAUAAAAGCGAUACGCAUGGUGGCAAGUGAUAUGGUUACUGGGAAUAUUGAAAAUGUUCGUCGUUAUCUUGACGUCUCGGCGGAUUCGGAAAUUUUUCUCCAUGGUGUUGAUGCCUGGAUCACCAAGGUUGAUAGCGACGAUGAGCACGACAGUAGCCUUACUUCGAAGGAGCAAAACGAUUUGAUUCAAACCUCCGGCGAGACCGCUCUACACUACGCUGCGUGUGAGAUGUACCCUCAAAUGCUUGAGCUUCUGCUACAAAAGAAAGCCGACCCAAAUUCCGCGGAUGCUAGCGGCCGUGUUCCUCUUACAGAGGCUGCCUUAUGGGGCCGAAAAGAGAAUGUUCAAAUGCUUCUAAACUACGGAGCAGACAAGGAACUGGGAUGUGUGCGUAAUGGGAAACUGCUCCGAGCUAUCGACUUUGCGAAGCCGCUGAGGGAAAACGCCGAAGAACGUUACUUCCGCGCUGGAGGCGAGUACCAAAUCUAUAAGGAAAAUACUUAUGAGAGAGACUUGGAUCGUAAAGCGAUUGUUAGUAUGCUCGAGGAUAUCGCGGGCGAGCAAAGCCAGGAUCGACAAUUACAAUGUUUUGCAUUCACGAAAUCACCUGAAGUCGACACUGCAUUGACAUUAAUUACCCACUUCGACAUUCCCAACAAGUGGAAAACUAUAGGCGUCCUGUACCGUGGAGAGAAGUUUCAUUCCGUCGCUGCCAUGAGCGGUUGGAAGCAUAGCAAAGAUUCUGAUGCAAAUCUUCAAAUUGCAGGGAAAAGCUGGACAAGGGAGGUUCGUCGUCUCUGUGAAUAUAUCGGAUAUACCCUGAAGCCACACAAUCAUGAUCAAGUAGAACGGGGUCAAUACAACGCCUGUCAUGCCGAAAAACAGUUGAUUGCGUUCUUUGUCAAUAAGCACUUAUUCCUACCACAUGAGGUAAAUGGAAGUGUCGAUAUGGCGGAUCUAAAUUUUGACUACAUGUCUGAAGAGGAGUAUGAGCAGAUAGCGAACGAGAGACGCGAGCACAAAAGGCUUCUCUUGGACCUCAAAAACUCGGCGCCAUCGAACUCCCUACGCAAAGCUACACUCCUAGUCUGUCGUCCAAUAUGUAAUGACUGCAAGGAAUUCGUGAAGCGGAUAAAUCACGUCCUUGAUCUGAAUAUUACAGUUUUUCAUCGUUGUCUGGAAUCUGAAUGUACUUCAUGUGGAAACUAG